This is a messenger RNA of Amborella trichopoda, 1778 nucleotides long. RefSeq names its product transcription termination factor MTERF8, chloroplastic. Gene Ontology annotation, biological process: regulation of DNA-templated transcription. Lineage: Eukaryota; Viridiplantae; Streptophyta; Magnoliopsida; Amborellales; Amborellaceae. The record is from RefSeq and is a predicted model, not a curated record. Gene Ontology annotation, molecular function: double-stranded DNA binding.
GCCCUAGUUUUCUCGCCUUUUCUCGCCUUCCAUUGUGCAGCCCCCUUCACAGUAAUGGAAGAGAUCCAAGGAGAUGGCUUUCAGAGGGAAAGGGAAGUCCCAUGAAAGCAAGAGAGAUGAUAAGAAAGAUUGUAAGGAUACAACUUGCUGCAAGACCUCAAAAAAAACUUCUGAGUUUUGUGGAAUUGAAGUAAGUAAGCUAUUGAUAUCUCAUUACUGGUAUUCUCCAUUUCUGCUUCUAAUUUAUUUAGAAACAUGGGCUUAACAAAGUCCUUCUCUCUCUACAAAACUCAUAACUUAAUUUCCCUUCUCAUUCCCCUUCCUCUGGCUUCUUCCCUUCAACAUUUCUCGACAAAGACCCCUCCUCUUCCUCUCUCUAACCCAUCUUCCCUCGCAAGUGAUUCCGCAGCCUUAAACAGUUCUUCCUCCAUAAAUUAUCUCAUUGAAUCGCUUGGUCUCUCUAAAGAAGCAGCUAUUGCAACUUUUGCCAUCUACCCCACCCUGAAAACAUCUGGAAACCCUAUCUCUGUAAUAAAAUUUCUCAGAAACUCUGGUUUCCUUGAUACCCAUAUCGAUGAAAUUGUUAGUAGAAAACCCCAAAUCCUUGCAUCCGAUGUCCAGAAAACACUCAAACCCAAAUUGAGGUUAUUCCAAGAUUUGGGUCUUUCUGGCUCUGAACUUAAGGACUUCAUCAAUGCAAACCCAUCUCUUUUUGGUUAUAGCCUUAAUAAACGUCUUUACCCAUCUGUCCUGUUUCUGAGAAACUAUUUGACCAAUGAAGAAAUUUUAAUGGCAAUCAAGCGUUGUGGUUGGAUCCUUUUCUUUGAUCCUGAUAAGAUACUUCUACCCAACAUAAAUAGUGUGCAAAAAUUUGGAAUUGUGGGUUCAGAGUUGGCGAAAUUCUUGUCUAAAUAUCCUAGAUUUUUUACGCAAGAUCCCAAGAGGACUGAAGAAAUUGCGGAGCGAGUUAAAGAACUUGGUUUCUCUUCUCAUUCAAGUAUGUUUUGCUAUGCCAUGAUCGCAUUGAGCUGCAUUAGCAAAGAGACAUUGCAGAAUAAAGUCACAUUUUUCAAGAGUUGUGGGUGGUCGGAAGAUGAUAUUUUUGCAGCUUUUAGGCGGAUGCCUCACCUGUUAUCUCUCUCUACAAAGAAGUUGAGGAAAGGUAUGGAAUAUUUCACUAAUGAAAUGAAGUUUGAUCAGUCUUUUUUGGUUGCUCGUCCAAAGCUUCUCGCUUUUAGUUUAGAGGGAAGGGUGAUUCCUAGGCAUAAAGUGGUGGAAGCUUUGAGAUUGAAGAAUUUGUUGAAGAAGGAUGUGGAUUUUCAUGGAGUUUGUGGGCAGUUGGAGAAGGAAUUUUUGGAGAAAUAUGUUUAUCAUUAUGAGGAUGAGGCAGAGUAUUUGCUUAGAAUCUAUAAAGAGAGCAAAGAAAACCCACUAAAUGGUGUAUAAGAUUAUGGUUUCUCAAAAUUCACAAUGAGAAAUCCCGUGGACUUUGUUGGAGCUUGUGGGAAGUUGGAGAAGGAAUUUUAUGUUUAUUAUUAUGAGGAUGAGGCGGAGUAUUUGCUUAGAAUCUAUAAAGAAAGCAAAGAAAACCCACAAAUUGGUGUUUAAGAUUAUGGUUUCUCAAAAGCCCCAAUGAGAAAUCAAUGACUUUUUUGUUUUUCCCCUCCUUUUUUUGAACGGUAGAAUUCUGUAACUUCUACAUAAAUUUUGUCAAUUUCUGCAAAGGUGAAUGAUUAAUAGUUUUCCUUAUGAGAUAUUUAUUUGGGGUUGGUGCUUAA